AUGUGGUAUACCGCUGCAGAUGUUUGCGUGGGAAAUAUCAGGAACCAUGGCACCAGGGUGAACUUGGUUGCUUUCUCUACCAAUGGCCGACGUUUCGCAUCGGCCUCCUCGGAUGGCCUGAUCAAGAUUUGGGACGCCGAUACCUGUGAGUGCCGAAUGGGGCUCUUUGGAAAUGCCGGCACAGUAAACCAGGUUGUGUUUUCGGCGGAUGGGACACUUGUCGCCGCAGCCUUUUCAAAUGGACUGGUUAAGAUCUGGCGCGGCAGGAACGCCACUAGCUUACAGGUCCUUGAUGGGCGUUGCGGGUCAACGGAAGCAGUUGCGUUCUCGACUGAUGGCCAGAUACUCGCAUCAGGCUCGAUUGAAGGACAUCCUCUCCUCUGGGACGUGGCUACGGGCCAGAUCAUACAGGACCUCGAAGCUCAUGGCUACUCGGCGGUCUCGAUGUCCUUCUCAGGAUAUGGCCAGCAACUGGCAUCAAGUUUCGCCAACGGGACGCUUAUGGUAUGGGUCACUAACAUGGGUUAUGAACCCCAUGUGGUUGAAGUCAGGAGGAUAAUUCGUCACCUUUCGUUUGACCCGAAGCCCAGGAACUGUCUCUUUGCGGACAUAGGUCGUCUCGAGAUAUCUCCCUCAGGGGAGGCCAGAUUUCCAGACUACAGCCUCAGUGCUGACAAUUGUUGGAUUUUGAAAGAUGGGAAGCGUGUACUCUGGAUACCUUUGAAGUACCGCUCGAGCUUACCAGGCGGACCAGUGGUGAGGGGAUCAAUGGUUGGCCUUGUCAGUGACUCUGGCGAUAUUCUAACGAUGCGGUUCGCAUGA
Fusarium falciforme is the source of this 822-nucleotide messenger RNA. RefSeq lists its product as hypothetical. The coding region runs from base 1 to 822 and encodes 273 amino acids. Gene Ontology annotation, molecular function: protein binding. The transcript has a single exon. The record is from RefSeq and is a predicted model, not a curated record. Lineage: Eukaryota; Fungi; Ascomycota; Sordariomycetes; Hypocreales; Nectriaceae.